Molecule: messenger RNA, 1815 nt
Organism: Verticillium alfalfae VaMs.102
Lineage: Eukaryota; Fungi; Ascomycota; Sordariomycetes; Glomerellales; Plectosphaerellaceae
Product: trehalose-phosphatase
Exons: 4
Coding region: 1-1815 (604 amino acids)
Biological process (GO): cellular response to heat; trehalose biosynthetic process; fungal-type cell wall organization
Cellular component (GO): alpha,alpha-trehalose-phosphate synthase complex (UDP-forming); cytosol
Molecular function (GO): catalytic activity
Source: RefSeq, a predicted model, not a curated record
AUGCGAAACCCUGACCUCCCCUUGAGUGGGAAUAUCAUUUCGGCCACGUUCAAUAUCCCCCACUCCUUCAAAUAUCAUCAGGCUCCGAUUGGUAGCGAGUUCUUGCGUUGUCUGCCCCGGCGUAAGGAGAUUCUUGAGGGUGUCCUCGGCUCCAACCUCAUCGGAUUCCAGUCGUACAGCUACUCGCGUCAUUUCUCCAGCUGCUGCACACGCAUUCUGGGGUUCCCAUCCGACAACCUUGGAGUCGAUGCCUACGGAGCUCGCGUCCAUGUCGGCGUCUUUCCUAUUGGCAUUGCCGCUGCAAAGUGCGAGUCAUAUGCCUGGUCUGAAGCUGUCACCGAAAAGUAUGACGCCCUCAAGAAGAUGUAUCAUGGGAAAAAGAUCAUUGUUGGUCGUGACCGCCUCGAUAGCGUCAGAGGCGUUGCACAGAAGCUCCAGGCGUUCGAGCGCUUCCUGGAAGUCUACCCCGAAUGGCGCGAGAAGGUCGUCCUCAUCCAAGUUACGUCACCAACCGGUCUUGAGUCUGAGAAGGAGGACAACGAUAGCAAAAGCAAGAUUGCGACCCGUGUCAAUGAGCUCGUGAUGAGGAUCAAUGGCAUGUACGGAAGCUUGGGCUUCUCACCGGUUCAGCACUACCCGCAGUAUCUCACUCCUGAUGAGUACUUUGCGCUUCUUCGUGCAGGCGACAUCGGUCUCAUCACCUCGGUGCGUGAUGGCAUGAACACGACGAGUCUGGAAUACGUCAUUUGCCAGCGCGACAGCCAUGGACCUUUGAUUAUUUCCGAGUUUAGCGGUACCGCUGGCAGCUUGAAGGACGCCAUCCACAUCAACCCAUGGGAUCUUACUGACUUGUUCACGUCAUGGCCCAGCGAGAAGAGCGUCGUCUCGACGCCUCUGCUUGACCGCACCUUGAUGCUCAAGACUUAUCGCGAUGCCAAGAAGCGUCUCAUCAUGUUCGACUACGAUGGAACCCUGACUCCCAUCGUGCGCGAGCCGAGCGCCGCAAUUCCCUCAGAGCGUGUGCUGCACACCCUGACGGCGCUGGCGGCCGACCCGAAGAACGCUGUCUGGAUCAUUUCGGGGCGCGACCAAGAAUUCCUGUCGCAGCACCUGGGACACAUCCAUGGCCUCGGUUUCAGCGCCGAGCAUGGCAGUUUCUUGAAGGACCCCGGCUCUGAGGACUGGAUUAACCUUGCCGAUGAAUUUGACAUGGGCUGGCAGACCGAGGUCAUUGACGUGUUCCAGCGAUACACCGACCGUGUGCCAGGUGCCUUCAUUGAACGCAAGCGAUGUGCCGUGACAUGGCACUAUCGCCUUGCGGACCCUGAACAGGGUGUUCACAUGGCCCGCGACUGCCAACACGAGCUCCAGACGACGGUGGCUAAGAAGUGGGAGGUCGAGGUCAUGGUCGGUAAGGCCAACCUUGAGGUCCGCCCAACAUUCAUCAACAAGGGCGAGAUUGCGAAACGCCUCGUACACACCUACAACGAGAAGAGCGCAGCCGAAGGACACGGUGGCAGGGUUGAAUUCGUCUUCUGCUUGGGUGACGACUUUACCGACGAAGACAUGUUCCGCUCGCUGAACGGCAUGUCGGGCAACGAGGUCGAGAACGAACACGUUUUCACGGUGACCGUGGGGGCGAGCACCAAGGUGACCUUGGCGCGCUGGCACUUAUUGGAACCUUCGGAUGUCAUUGAAUGCACGGCGCUUCUUGCUGGCGUAGGUCCGAGUGGCGAAGCACACGAGCAUUUCGGCCAGGUCAAUCUUGCCACGCUGAGCGCAGUGGAGGGACAAAUCCCUGAGAGUGCCAAGUGA